AUGGAUCAGUCCCCUGCAGUGCGUUCCGAAUAUCUGGUCUCAGGGAUUCGAACUCCUCCCGUCCGAAGGAACAGCAAGCUUGCAACAUUGGGCAGGAUUUUCAAACCAUGGAAAUGGAGGAAAAAGAAAAAUGAGAAACUAAAGCAGACGUCGGCAGCAUUAGAGAAGAAGACAGCUGCCAGGCAAGGUCGGGACGAGCUAAUUAAGAAAGGCCUCCUGGAGAUGAUGGAACAAGAUUCUGAAGUCAAAGCAUGCACUGCUGACGGUGCCACCAGAGCAAUGCUGAGUGACCCUUCAUCCCCCUCAUGCCAGGCACUUACCACAGAAGAGACGCAGCGGGAGCGUAGAUCAGCCACAACCAAUGCCACCUCUUUUGGCGAGGAGCUGCAUUUGGAAGAGCUGAGAGAAGAUCCAGCUAAGAAGAUGCCCACUUCCACAGACGAGCGAGAAAAUGCCAGCCUGCCAGCUUCCGAAGAGCAUCCACAAGCCUUACUUCUUUCUGAAUCCACAGAAGCACCCCAGAACCAGAUGGACAGGAACCCCGCACAGCUCCCCAGCCCCCCUCCAUCGCUUCCAAUACUACCACCUAAGACUGCACCCAAAGUCUCAAAGAUUGUACCAGGACAAGCUGCUCCCUUCCAGCCCUCAGGCCAGAAAGUCUCCGAUCCCCACCUCAGAGGACAGCAUACGACGCCAACCGGCUCUCCUCACCUAGCUGCCGUCCACCUGCCUUUACCUCCCAGCCGAGUCAUCGAGGAACUUCACAGAGCUCUUGCCACCAAACAUCGGCAGGACAG
Messenger RNA from Gekko japonicus, 797 nucleotides. Its product is annotated as phosphatase and actin regulator 3-like. Gene Ontology annotation, biological process: actin cytoskeleton organization. The annotation marks the transcript as partial. The transcript has 5 exons. The record is from RefSeq and is a predicted model, not a curated record. NCBI's taxonomy places the organism in Eukaryota, Metazoa, Chordata, Lepidosauria, Squamata, Gekkonidae. Gene Ontology annotation, molecular function: actin binding.